CAAAGUCGUCGUCACUGUUCUUCUCUGUUUCUGUGGUGGGACGAGAACCAGCGUAUCCCAGAAAGUACAGCGACAGCGACAGCGCAUUUGCCCUUCUCCUGCCUCCCUCGCUUUCCUAAUUCCUCUUUGAGGAAACCCCAGAUCAGAUUCGGAAAGAAAGGACUCCUCCACAUCUCGCCGUGAUCACAGCCGGUGGAGAUCUUGAGCCCCUGAAGGAGGAUGAAGAGAAAGAGGGACUCGCCAGACGCGGCCACGACGUCCGUUUGUGUCGACGGCGGCGGCCAUUCGUCGUCGUCGUCGUCGUCGGGGGCCGAGUUCGAGGUGUUCUUGAGUUUCAGAGGCCCCGACACCCGCCUCAGCUUCACCGACUGCCUCUACCACUUCAUGGUUGGAGCUGGGAUUCGCGUCUUCAGAGACGACGAGGAGAUCCGAAAGGGCGAGAAGAUUGGAGGCGAGCUACUGCGUGCCAUCGAGUCCUCCAAAAUAUACGUGCCCAUCUUCUCCAGGAGCUACGCAUCCAGUGCGUGGUGUCUCCGGGAGCUCGCGCACAUGGUGGAGUGCAGGCGCAAAGCGGAUGACAAACUGAUCCUACCCAUUUUCUACGACGUGAAUCCCGACGACGUGAAGCUCAAAACUGAAUUGUACGUAGACGCUCUGGAGAAUCACAAGCAGCUUGGCCGUGAUGAUGUACGGAAAUGGGAGGAGGCCCUGAUCGAGGUCGCAAGAAUCAAGGGAUGGAGCUUGAAGAACAGAGGCCAUGGUGAAAUCAUCAACACUAUUAUUGACGAGGUUUUGACUAAGCUGAUGAAAAGGAGGAGAAAUCUGCCCGAUUAUUUAGUCGGGAUUCAUGAUCACAUGGAAGCUAUCAUGGACUUGUUAAACGAAGGUUCUCGUGAUGUUCGUUACCUAGUCAUCCAUGGAAUGGGUGGUAUCGGUAAGACAACUCUCGCAAGUGCUGUCUUCAAUCGAAUCUCUAAUCAAUUUCAAGGUUGUAGCUUCCUCUUGGACAUUCGCGAAUCCGCGCAGCAUGGUAGAAUUAUUGACGUACAAAAACAGUUCUUAUCAGAAACUCUCCAAGGCAGCUCUCCAAAGAUCCACGAUUCCGUUGAUGCAGGGAUUGCCGUAAUUGGAGAAAGGUUUCGUGAUAAGAAAAUUCUCCUUGUUCUUGAUGACGUGGAUAAGUGGGACCAACUCGCUAAACUAGCAGGAAAGAGCCAUUGGUUUGGUCCAGGAAGCAGAAUCAUCAUUACAACGAGGGACAUCAACUUUUUGCCAAUCAAAGAGGAGGACGAAGAGAGUAAUUUCCAAGCACAUUUUGAACAGUUUAAAAUAUAUGAAAUGACGGAAAUGGAUACUUUCUAUGCUCUUCAGCUUUUUAGUAAACAUGCUUUCAGGAUGGAUUUUCCACCAGAUGACUAUGAUGAUAUCUCACGCAAAAUUACUAGUAAAACGGGUGGACUUCCACUAGCUCUCGAGGUUAUCGGUUCCUCACUUUGCUGCAAAAGCAAAAAGUUUUGGAAAGACACGUUGAAGAAGCUAGAUUUGAUACCCAGGCAGGAAGUCUUCGAUAAAUUAAAGAUCAGCUAUGACAUGUUGGUGUGUCAUCAGAAAGAGAUCUUUCUUGACAUCGCAUGCUACUUCAUUGGAAAAGAAAGACUCCACCCGUACUAUAUGUGGAAAGCUUCCAACUAUUUCCCAACAAGUGAAGUACUUGUCCUUACUCGUAUGUCUUUGAUAAAGAUAGUAAAAAAUGAUACACUGUGGAUGCAUGACCAACUUAGAGAUCUUGGAAGAGAAAUUGUUCAACGCGAGGACGUCAAUGUUCCAGGGAAGCGUAGCAGGUUAUGGGUACCCAAGAUUGCCUUGGACGUGGUUCGGAUGAAAGAGGGGACAGACAAAGUGGUAGCACUCCGACUAACGGGACACUCAAAAGUGUACAACUUCACUAGUGAAGAAUUUUCAAAGCUGCCCAAUCUAAGAUUCUUGGAAUUUGAGGGUGGGAACUUAGAAGGGGAUUUUAAGAAUCUUCUCUCCAAGUUAAAAUGGCUCUCUUGGAGUGAUUGCCCUUCGAAAUUAAACGCGACGAAUUUAUGUCUUGAGAAACUAGCCGUGCUCGAGCUUUCUGGAAGUAACAUUACUGAAGAUUGGGACGGAUGGGGGCCAUGCCUGGUGAGCGAGAACUUGAAGGUUAUACAAAUCACCCAUUGCCCAAGCUUAAAAAGGACUCCCGAGUUCUUAAAAUGCAUGAAUUUGAAGAGAUUGGUUCUCCAAGGUUGUACAACCUCACUAGUGGUUGAUGGUUCUCUCUCGAAACUAGAGCACCUUAAGCACUUGCAAAUCAAACCGAUGGGUCCUCUCAAGAGAGAUGAUUGCAACCUUUUUGCUGUACCUUCUAUAUUAGGUGAUCUAAAAUCCCUCACAACGCUAAAAAUAGAAGGGACGCCAGUUCGAGAACUUCAUCAUUCCGCUGGAGAGAUGAAGAGUCUGGAGUAUUUGUCUUUAGCAACUUGUUGUUUGCUUACAACACUUCCAGACUCUAUCGGAAAAUUGGAAUCACUGCUUGAGUUGAAAUUGGAUAACACGGGAAUCACAGGAUUACCUGAUUCUAUUGGAGAUCUUAAAAUGUUGAGGAAGAUGAGUCUUGUUCAGACUCGGAUAAAGAAGCUACCGAACCAAAUAGGAGGGCUACAAUCCUUGCUUGACCUAGAUUUGAGGGCAACCAAUAUCACAGAAUUACCUUCUUCUAUUGGGAAUCUCAAAAGGUUGGAGAUUUUACGUCUAGACGGGACGGCAAUACGAGAGCUACCAAGGGCCAUAGGGAUGUUGGAGAAUCUUAAAGAGUUGAAAGCCCGAUGUUGUCAAAAUUUAGAGCAGGGAAUUCCUAGUGAAAUUGGGGGUCUAUCCUUUUUGAGGAUGCUAGACCUAACAAGCAGCAAGAUUAGGAGAUUGCCCACAACUAUGGAUCAACUUUCUCAUCUCCAACAACUUUGUCUAUAUGGGUGUGAUAAAUUUGAACAAUUUCCAGAGCUCCCCACGAGUUUGAAGGAGUUGGAGUUCUCACCUCAUUUAUUGUGGACCACCAUUGACCUCUCAUACCUAACUACCUUAGUCAAUCUUCAUAUACGUGAUAAUGAUGACACUCCUCUGUUGUCCGAAUUCAGACAUGGAGCUCCAAAGAUAGAGUGGAUCGAGGGGUUAUCUAGUCUGGAGAGAUUGACACUUGUCGUGAGAGAUGUCACUUUUCCUCAAAUUAAUUUGGCUACUCUUUCUCGGCUUCGUGUACUUAAGAUUACUUGUGUUGACCCCCGAUCUCUAUUGGGGCUUCCAUCCAGUCUCGAAAAAUUGUCUCUAUUCGAUGUCGAGUCGCCGAUGGAAAUGUCCCUCUUUUCCAACUUGACAAAUCUGUCCAGUUUGGACCUUUGUAAAUGUCAUUUGAAGGAGGUCGAAUUUGAUGAUGUGCUUGGACAACAGCUCGUGAAACUCCAUAAUUUGGAGGUGAGCGAUAGUGAAUUGCUUGAGAGGCUAUCCGUAUCAAGAUUAAAGGGGCUCCAAUCGUUGAGAGUGUUUGAUUGCGAAUGGAUAAUGGAGAUUAGAGGUGUGGAGGAAUUGGGAUCGCUAGAGACAUUAAAUAUUCACAGAUGCAGUUGCUUGGGAAGGUUGCCUGAUCUAUCAGAAUUAAAGGAGCUGCGGCUAUUGAGUCUCUCGUACUGUCCAUUGCAAAAUUUGCCUGCUUUACGACUUCAAGACACGUGUCUUUUGGCAGUUCAAGAAUGCGGGAUUUCGCCUGGUUUUGCUGGCGAUUACAAAAAAUGGAAGGAUACUUACAGUCAUAGUGGGGACGAUACCAACAGCCAACUCUAGAAAGAAAGAAACAUCUCAUAUUCUCUUAUAGUUGUGCAGGAGAGAAGAAGGUCCUUCAAGGAAGGCAGAGUCAUCGGAUAAUGAUUUGUGGAAGCACGAGGGUUAAUUGUUGGAGUAAAUGGGCAAGCUGGAAGCUCGAUUGGAGAGCUCAACAGCACAAAAUAUAACAGAUCGGAAUACUGCAAGCUUUCGAGGGCUAAACAUGUGAUGUAUUCGUUAAAUUGAUCCUUUACUUCCUUUGAUCCAUUGAGUACAUCCGACUAGUCCUGCAGAUACUGUCAAAAUGACUACUGGAGUGGCAUAUAUUUCAGAGUACAGGGAGAAGUUCGGAGUGACCGGCUGGGGAACGAAGUACCGAUAACUUACUGCAUAGAAGCGAAAUUUCUGGAUGGCUCAAAUCACAAUUCUUAUUUCAAAAUACAAAAUGGUGGAGAGGCAGCAACCAUUUCUCUUGAUUGGAGAUAAUGAGUGGAUACAAGACUCAACCAAUUAUCCAGGAUCAAAGAAGAUACUUUAGUUGUUAAGAAUUGUCUCACAGCAGUGUCUUGAUUCAAUCUGGCUAUGAGAUCUUCCAUGUCUGUUGUUGUUCUGUAGAUAACCUUUCUUGCACAGUUGUAAGAACUCUGUUCAACUUUGCCGUUCUUCUGAUGGAAGAGGGACAUCUAAGUCCCACCGGGAACUGUAACCUUGCGGUGGCAGGAUUUUGCACGUCGAAUUCGGGAUUGUACAUAGUGCUGUUUGCAAUGGGAUUAAAUGCAGCUCCUUCGCUCCCUUUUCCGGAGCUUAAGUCGCUACAAACACUUUCUGAUGAUAGUCUUCGAGCGUGAAUGACAUGACUUCCUGUUAGUGA
Messenger RNA from Syzygium oleosum, 4711 nucleotides. Its product is annotated as disease resistance protein L6-like. The record is from RefSeq and is a predicted model, not a curated record. Lineage: Eukaryota; Viridiplantae; Streptophyta; Magnoliopsida; Myrtales; Myrtaceae. The transcript has 5 exons. Gene Ontology annotation, molecular function: ADP binding. The coding region runs from base 220 to 3861 and encodes 1213 amino acids. Gene Ontology annotation, biological process: signal transduction; defense response.